Catharus ustulatus (Swainson's thrush) is the source of this 843-nucleotide messenger RNA. RefSeq names its product endoplasmic reticulum transmembrane helix translocase-like. The coding region runs from base 31 to 843 and encodes 270 amino acids. NCBI's taxonomy places the organism in Eukaryota, Metazoa, Chordata, Aves, Passeriformes, Turdidae. The transcript has 6 exons. Gene Ontology annotation, cellular component: endoplasmic reticulum membrane. Gene Ontology annotation, molecular function: P-type ion transporter activity; membrane protein dislocase activity. Gene Ontology annotation, biological process: intracellular calcium ion homeostasis; extraction of mislocalized protein from ER membrane. The record is from RefSeq and is a predicted model, not a curated record.
CGGAAGCGGCGCUCUGAGGGCGGAGGGAAGAUGGCGGCGGCCGCGGCGGCCCCUGAGGACGAGCUGGUCUCGUCGGUGACGCUUUACCGGCGGCGGCCGCGGUUGCUCCGCGGUACCGUGCUGCCGUUCGCCGCCGGUCUCUACCCGGCCUGGUUGUGGUUGUGGGGGCCGCGGCUCUGGGGGCCGGCGGAGGCGGCGGGGCCGCCCGAAGCGGCGCUGUUGGCGCUCGGCGCCAUCGCGGCGCUGCAGCUGCUGACGGCGCUGGCCGGGCUCUGGUCCGUGCACGCCGAGUGCGCCCUCAGCUGCGUCAGGGAACCCUGUCCCCAAAAAGCCACCCUGGCCAAGGUGGUGCCAACCCCCAACAACGGCUCCGUGGAGCUGGUGCCGAUCUACAGGGAGCAGGGUGAGGACGGGCAGGAAGCGCUGAGCUUCGAAUUCCAGAAAAUCAAAUAUUCCUACGAAAUCCAUGGAAAAAAACAAUUCCUGCCUGUGGCUUUUCCUGUGGAGCAUCCCUUGGGAUUUUAUCAGAAUUCCAGAGGCUUCCAGGAGGAGCAGGAAAUCCGGGAAGCUGAGAGGAAAUUUGGGAAUAACAAGGCAGAAAUGGUGGUGCCAGAAUUCCUGGAGCUUUUCAAGGAAAGAGCCACGGCGCCGUUCUUCGUGUUCCAGGUUUUCUGCGUGGCCCUGUGGUGCCUGGAUGAGUUCUGGUACUACAGCGUCUUCACCCUCUCCAUGCUCGUGGCCUUCGAGGCCUCCCUGGUGCAGCAGCAGCUGCGCAACCUCUCGGAAAUCCGCAAGAUGGGGGAGCUGCUUCUGCAGGGCAGCAAACUCUACUGCAGGCUCUGA